UAGCCGCAGUGUCCAGAGCGGCGAGGCGGCGUUUCGGUAAUCGUUGGUCGGCCUCUCCAGCAAACCCAGCGUCGUAGGACUGCACCCUGGGCAGAGGCGCCCACCGGGCACCGCAGGGAGUCACGAUGCCGAUCAAUAAAUCAGAGAAGCCAGAAAGCUGUGAUAAUGUGAAGGUGGUUGUUAGGUGCCGGCCCCUCAAUGAGAGAGAGAAAUCCAUGUGCUACAAACAGGCCGUCAGUGUGGAUGAGAUGAGGGGAACUAUCACCGUGCACAAGACUGAUUCUUCCAAUGAGCCUCCGAAGACAUUCACUUUUGAUACAGUUUUUGGACCAGAGAGUAAACAGCUUGAUGUCUAUAACUUAACUGCAAGACCCAUUAUUGAUUCUGUUCUUGAAGGCUACAAUGGGACUAUUUUUGCAUAUGGACAGACUGGAACAGGCAAAACCUUUACCAUGGAAGGCGUUCGAGCUGUUCCCGAACUUAGAGGGAUCAUUCCAAACUCAUUUGCUCACAUAUUCGGUCACAUUGCCAAAGCAGAGGGCGACACAAGAUUUUUGGUUCGAGUGUCGUAUUUGGAAAUCUACAAUGAAGAAGUUCGUGACCUUUUGGGCAAGGAUCAGACACAGAGGUUAGAGGUUAAGGAACGGCCUGACGUGGGUGUGUACAUCAAAGACCUGUCAGCGUACGUGGUGAACAACGCCGACGACAUGGACAGGAUCAUGACGCUGGGCCACAAGAACCGUUCUGUUGGCGCAACUAACAUGAACGAGCACAGCUCCCGCUCCCACGCCAUCUUCACCAUCACCAUCGAGUGCAGCGAGAAGGGCGUCGACGGGAACAUGCACGUCCGGAUGGGCAAGCUCCACCUGGUGGACCUCGCUGGUUCAGAGAGACAGGCAAAAACUGGAGCUACGGGACAGCGCCUCAAGGAAGCCACAAAAAUCAAUCUUUCACUGUCCACCCUUGGCAACGUGAUUUCCGCCUUGGUUGAUGGAAAAAGCACUCACGUUCCUUAUCGCAACUCUAAACUGACUCGUCUUCUUCAGGACUCCUUAGGAGGAAAUUCAAAGACCAUGAUGUGUGCAAAUAUUGGGCCAGCAGAUUACAAUUAUGAUGAAACUAUCAGCACGUUGCGGUAUGCCAAUCGUGCUAAGAACAUUAAAAAUAAAGCUAGAAUUAACGAAGAUCCAAAGGAUGCUUUGCUUCGUCAAUUUCAGAAAGAAAUAGAAGAAUUGAAAAAAAAGCUUGAAGAAGGGGAAGAAAUAUCAGGCUCUGACAUCAGUGGGUCAGAAGAGGAUGACGAUGAAGAGGGUGAGCUUGGAGAAGAUGGAGAGAAAAGGAAAAAAAGAAGGGGCAGUAGCAGCAGCAGUAGUUCAGACUCCACAUGUUCUGUCAUAGAGAAACCUCUGGAUAAGUUCUUGCCUAGUAAAAAGAAAGUUUCCCCAGAUAAGAUGGUUGAAAUGCAAGCAAAGAUCGACGAAGAAAGGAAGGCACUUGAGACGAAGCUGGACAUGGAAGAGGAAGAAAGAAACAAGGCUAGAGCUGAACUAGAGAGGCGGGAGAAGGACCUUCUCAAGGCCCAACAAGAGCAUCAGUCUUUGCUAGAGAAGUUAUCUGCGCUGGAGAAGAAGGUAAUUGUUGGUGGUGUUGAUUUGCUGGCAAAAGCUGAGGAACAAGAAAAACUUCUUGAAGAAUCUAACAUGGAGCUGGAAGAAAGGAGGAAGAGGGCAGAGCAGCUGCGCAGGGAACUGGAGGAAAAAGAGCAAGAACGCUUGGAUAUCGAAGAAAAAUACACCAGUCUGCAAGAGGAAGCACAGGGAAAGACCAAGAAACUAAAGAAAGUUUGGACUAUGCUGAUGGCUGCGAAGUCAGAGAUGGCCGAUCUCCAACAAGAACAUCAGAGAGAAAUUGAAGGUUUACUGGAGAACAUUCGACAGCUUAGCCGGGAGCUUCGACUUCAGAUGCUCAUUAUUGAUAACUUUAUACCUCAGGAUUAUCAGGAAAUGAUUGAAAACUACGUCCACUGGAAUGAAGACAUAGGAGAAUGGCAGCUGAAAUGUGUUGCCUACACAGGAAAUAACAUGAGGAAGCAGACUCCAAUUCCUGAUAAGAAGGAGAAAGAUCCCUUCGAGGUGGACCUGUCCCACGUGUACCUGGCCUACACGGAGGAGAGCCUGCGGCAGUCCUUGAUGAGGCUGGAGAGGCCACGGCCUUCCAAGGGGAAAGCAAGGCCCAGGACAGGGAGACGAAAGCGUUCUGCAAAGCCUGAAACUGUAAUUGACUCUCUACUUCAGUAAAUGUUACGGACUUAAAUUCUCAAUAAAAACUAGUGAUAUCCUGA
Molecule: messenger RNA, 2341 nt
Organism: Artibeus jamaicensis (Jamaican fruit-eating bat)
Lineage: Eukaryota; Metazoa; Chordata; Mammalia; Chiroptera; Phyllostomidae
Gene: KIF3A
Product: kinesin family member 3A
Exons: 18
Coding region: 126-2297 (723 amino acids)
Biological process (GO): microtubule-based movement
Molecular function (GO): ATP binding; microtubule motor activity; microtubule binding
Source: RefSeq, a predicted model, not a curated record